AUGUGUUUCGAAGACGCAUUCGGGGAUUUGCCACAGUUCUCCGUAUUAUGGUCCGAUGCUAUGGUAGCACUGAGCCAAUAUGAUCAUGACGUGAGCAGUGUCAUUGAGCUUGCCGGAGAGGUGCACAUGAUCCGAGCAAGCGGGCCAUCUGAGCUCGAGAAGCAACGUACAAGGCUGCAAAACCUCGCACAUAAGCAAAUGGAAAUAUGUGCCGGGCAGAUGAGAUACUACUGCAAGGAAAAGACGUGGGCGAGUGGGCCGAUAGCCUGCGCGCUGGUUUUAAUGGCGGUACAUGUAUCUUUGCAAACCCAGCGCAAAAUCGAUCAUGGCCUUCUACUUUUAUUUGCUACUGCCCUUUUUGCGAGCAUUGCUGACCACCCCCAGUCCGUCUUAGACAAGUAUUUCGAUCCAGUCGCAUCACUGAUGCCAAUCGUCUCCGGCUUCGUUGACGAGACAUUUAAACGUGGUUCGGACUUGUCUCCCUUUGAUGAAGACCUGUCCGCUGAUCAAUUGGACAGAAUGUUUGACUGGCUCGCCGAAACUAUAAAUCACCCCUCUACCCAACUCAACGCGGAGCAGAAGGUCAAAGGAUUAGGAAUCAUGUGCGAAGCAUCAUCACUACAGAUGAGAUUGCUCCAAUGUUUCCUGCAGCUCAGCAAAACCUCAGAGUCGAACUAUCAACUGCUCGCUUCAUACAGCUACUGGGUCCUCAUUAGCAUCUCCCAGCUGCUCAGACACGACAGCUGGAAGUCCCUCCAGUGUGACCUCCCAAUCAUGGCACCGGACCAACUGCACGAAUACGCGCUGGAAAAUGUGGGUUGUAUCACUACCAUCAUUAAUCGGACUGGGUUGCUCAAUGGCGUUAUCGUGCCGCUGUUGUUCUCAAUGGGGUUGGAGAUGGUGUCGUACGAGGACCGUAGGAGGGUACUGGAUAUUCUGGAAGAACAACAGGCUCAAAACUUUCCUCUUUCUGGAGUUUUCCGGAGAGCACUCUUGGAUGCAUAUGCAGGCCUGGCCGUCAGAAGAUAUACGACAGUCUUUAUCAGACUAGAUACGAUAGAUUGA
This is a messenger RNA of Clonostachys byssicola, 1065 nucleotides long. The record is from the annotation of a GenBank genome assembly. Lineage: Eukaryota; Fungi; Ascomycota; Sordariomycetes; Hypocreales; Bionectriaceae.